Procambarus clarkii (red swamp crayfish) is the source of this 2250-nucleotide messenger RNA. It is a transcript of the gene Alg2, whose product is annotated as alpha-1,3/1,6-mannosyltransferase Alg2. Gene Ontology annotation, molecular function: alpha-1,3-mannosyltransferase activity; GDP-Man:Man(1)GlcNAc(2)-PP-Dol alpha-1,3-mannosyltransferase activity. Gene Ontology annotation, cellular component: endomembrane system. The record is from RefSeq and is a predicted model, not a curated record. NCBI's taxonomy places the organism in Eukaryota, Metazoa, Arthropoda, Malacostraca, Decapoda, Cambaridae.
AGUGUUGAGGUGUGAGGAGCGUGGGGGAGGUGAGGCGCGGAGCCUGGCGCGCCUUGCUGACGUCCAUCUCCUGACACACACACACACACACGACUGUCAAGUCCCCUCCUGACACUCAUUCCCUUGUUCCCCCAACUGUCUGGCUGCUACUGAUAGUCAACUGUCUAAAUCUGUAGCUGUCACUCGUCUGGCUUGGACGGUAUUGCCAGUUAUCUGUCGAGGUAGGCUGGUCCUGUCUACGAUUGUUUGUCACUUCUGUCCAGGCGUCACAUUACACAGAGUCGUCACCUAGAAGAUCAGCCGUCGUACACGGCUUAUAAAGGAGACAUGGUUCAAGUAGUGUUCGUUCACCCGGAUCUCGGCAUUGGUGGUGCUGAACGUCUUGUAGUAGAUGCUGGUUUGGCACUUAAGAGAAAAGGCCAUGAUGUCCAGUUCUUUACUGCCCAUCAUGAUCCUGGACACUGUUUUCCAGAAACUAGGGAUGGCCAAUUAGAAGUAACAUGUAUUGGCGACUGGCUCCCACGUUCCACUUUUGGAAUGCUAGCAGCAUUCUGGGCGUAUAUUCGUAUGAUUUAUGUAUCUUUGUAUCUAGUUAUGUUUAGUGGAGUGAAGUAUGAUGUUGUGUUUGUAGAUCAGGUAUCGGCAUGCAUACCUUUCCUAAGACUUAAAAGCAAUACAAAAAUAAUUUUUUAUUGUCAUUUUCCAGACCAGCUAUUGACACAGAGAAAAUCUUUCCUUAAAAAAGUUUAUAGAUAUUUUUUGGAUACUUUAGAGGAGAAAACAACAAACCAGGCUGACUGUGUUUUGGUAAACAGUCACUUCACUGCUAGUGUAUAUAGGGAAACAUUUAAAUCUAUCAAAACUUCACCAUCAGUUUUGUAUCCAUCAUUAGAUUUUGACAAUUUUGAUAAAUAUUCAUCAUUGACAUUAAAAGAUGUAGGUUUAGACAUAAGUAGUGACUGUAUAUUCCUCUCGCUGAAUCGAUUUGAACGUAAGAAGAACAUUGACCUGGCCUUGAAGUCCAUGAAAUUGCUUCUAGAUUCGUUAAACAAAGUUGAAGCCUCGCGCAUUCACUUAAUAAUUGCUGGUGGAUAUGAUGACAGAGUGCAGGAAAACAUAGAGUAUUACAGCGAGUUAGCUGCACUCGCCAUUAAUUUAGACAUACUAGAUAAGGUUACUUUCCUAAAGUCUCCUUUAGAUAAGGUGAAAGUUGCUCUUCUCAGAUCAGCAAAAUGUCUUCUUUACACACCAGACAAGGAGCACUUUGGAAUUGUACCAAUAGAAGCCAUGUAUGUUGGCACACCAGUUAUAGCAGUCAAUAGUGGAGGUCCCACAGAGACAAUUGUGAAUGGAGAAACAGGGUUUCUUUGCAAGCAGGACCCAGAAGAUUUUGCCAAGGCAAUGAAGAGGUUUGUUACUGGUGUUGAUGAAAAGGACAAUAUGGGAGAUUUGGCUCAUAGUCGCGUAGUUACCAAUUUUUCCUUUAUUAAAUUCUCUGACCAUCUCCAUUACAUAGUCCAAGGUCUCGUAGAUGAAAGAAAACUGAAGUAGCUCUUGCAGUUUUGUGUUGGUUACUGGAAAUUGAGAAAUACAUUAAUCACUUAAUCUGUGUGAUUCUACUCUUCAUAUUUUGUUAGUCCUAUACCAGGUACAGUACUGUAUUACUUAUAAUUUGAUCCAAAGUAUUCUAUUUAUAUAAUGUUUCAUGAUGUUAGAUUGAUUACACAAGUGUGUGUGCCUUUUCAUUAAAAAGCAAUAGUGAUGUUCAGUCUAUAUUUUUUAUCAUCAAUGAUAAGGAUUUAGAUUGUAUUAUCCUGAGAAUAUACUACAGUAUUGUACUGGAAUCUUCUAAAAUUGCAAAAGCUGAAAAUAUUGCACAUAUAAAAUGUAUUUUUACGUCCAGAUAUUGAUGGCUUGCAACAUUUUAGAUAGUACAGUACUUAUUUUAGGUUAAACAAUCUAGAGAAAGGAAUAUUUGCCAUGCCUAAAAAUUGUCAUGCAAUCAGUGUUUAAAUUAGUUUUAAAAUAUUUACAUAUGUAAUAUUUAACAAUUUAGUCAUUGCAUUUUGAGGAAGCAGUCUGAUGAGUUAAUUGCUUUGAUUACAGUGGCUGUUUACAUUUUGUGAUAGGUGUUUGAACACCAGUGUUGUGACCGGCAGCAUUUACUUUGUAUUCAUCUUUUUAAUUGUAAGAUUUUUGCCUAUUUUGUAUAUGCGUACCAAUAAAAUUUGUUUCCAUAAAACCAUGAAA